AAAAAGACUUUAUUUCCAAUACAAGGAUCUGAACGAAAUUCAGGUGGGGCUUCCCAUGGCAUUCUUUUCCCCUGUGUUUCAGCGAAAGACGCGGUUGAAGAUGGUGUCCAAGGUGUCAACCAGCCAAAUUGGCUUAGAAAUGAAAGUUACAAAGAUGUCAUUGAGCAUCAAAAGACUUCUGUAGAGCAACACGAGUCUGCAGACCAGGGAGGCAAACGUGCACAGUCAGACAUCUCUAGUUCAGACGAUGAAGGAGAACUUCAUUCCAGCAAGGAAAUAAAGGAAAAAAGUUUUGAUGUUAAUGAAAAAGUGCGAAAAUACCAUAAGGACAAGAAGAAACACCGACAUAAAAAGAAACGAAAACAUGAGAAAGAAAAAUCAGGGUCUAAAGACUAUAUUAAUGAGGAUGCAAGCAAACCCAAUACAAUUUGGAUCGAAGAAGCUCAACUUGUCCCCGAGAAAGCCUUCAGACUUCACAAGAAACCUGAUAUGGCCAAUCGCAUGUAUGACACACUCUACCGGUUAGACAUUGCUUUGUAUAAGUUGAAGUCAAAUGCAACGUGUCUUGGUCUUGGUAAACAUCAAGUUAUUGAGCUGUUUGAAAAGAAAGGAAAGAAAAAGAAAAAACAGGAUAAGACAGUGAGAUAUUGGCGUGUAAAAGAUUUCCAGUUACCAGAGAAUGCUGACAACAUUUCUAUGACAUUGCAAAGUACUGUUGAUAUGUCAAACCAGAGAGUCAACUUGGUUGAUGGUAGUAAUUACAUAUCUCUCAAGUUACCCAGUCAAGAAGAUAUAGGCCAAAUGGAAAACAGUCAUAUUUCUUCCAGAGAGGCUCUUAUGGCUGAUAGAGAUUCUCAGGAAUCUGACAUCUUGCAAAAGAUUCGUGAGCUAAACAAGAUCUUGCAUGACGAACCACAUGAUAUUCAAACUUGGCUUGCUCUUGUCGAUCUUCAAGAAGAGGUUGUCAGACGAGAAGACUCAGUCCAAUCAAGCUUCACAGCAACAGGUAGAGAAAGGAGAACAGCUGCCACAAGGACAGUAAUUGAAAAGAAAAUUGCUGUCCUUGAGAAAGCUUUGCAAAAAAAUCCAAACACAGUUGAACUUAUAGUAGGGCACUUAAAUCUUUGUAAUGAGAUCUUGGAUACUGAGGAAUUAGUUCAGAAAUGGAAGAAAAUCAGUUUCAUUCACCCAAACAACACUCUGUUGUGGAAAAACUAUAUACUUUUCAUGCAAUCAAGAUUUUCAGUGUUCUCAUUUAGCAAGACAGCAGUAGUGUAUGGUAAAUGUCUAAGUACACUGUCAUCUAUAAAGGAGGGAACUUUUGCAUCACACCAGGCUGAAGGUGACUUGGAGAGUGAAAUGGUGGACUUGUUUAUCAGUGAAUGCCAAUUUUCAAAGCAGUCAGGUCACACAGAAAAGGCUGUUGCCUGCCUGCAGGCCAUGGUGGAAUUGAACUGUUUUUGUUCACCUGAGUUGGAGAGGAACACUCCAGUUACUGGACAGAUGGCUUUUUUGGAGACAUUUUGGGACAGUGGUCAGCCAAGGUUUGGGGAAGACGGUGCAAGUGGUUGGAAGUCAUGGACGGCCCAAGGAAACAGGACUGAUUCAUCUAAAUUCUUUGAUGUCCAGAAAAUUUUUAAGGAAAGUUAUGGUAAUGCGGCAGAUGAGAAUGAUUCUCUUAAUGAUGAUGAUGACUUUGCCAUCGAUAAAGAGCAACCUUUGUGGAGAAAUUGGAUUCAGGUUGAAUUGAACAGGCAGAGGAAACACUUGCAUCCAUGGCUACCAGAUAAGGAAGCAGGAGAAACAGAGGAUGACUGUGAUGAUGCUGAGAGACUUGUUUUGUUCGACGACAUUAGUUCAAGUUUGUUCAAAAUUGCUGACACUGGGAACAAGCUUAAACUUGUGUUAACUUUCUUGAAGCUGCUUGGAGUGCCAGUACCUUGUAUGACCUCAUCAACACACAUAAAUGUACAACAAUUCUUGAACACUUCUUUAGAACACAAGUCACAAUUACUAGAAACUGGAAUAUCUGCUAUUUCUCAAUGCCUUGGUUUACAGCAGUCAUGCUACUGGGAUGAGGGCAUCUUUACCAAUACAAGUGAUUUCCAGUGGCCAUCUACAAAGGCUUUGAUUUUUAUUAGGAACAUCUUUGUACAAAGUUUUCCAGUGUUUGAAGGAUCAACAAAGAGCUUCCUAAUGGUCUUGUGGCUUUGGUUUGAGUUUGGUCUAACUCAGAAAGAGCUAUCACCAAAACUGAGUAAGAAGAAGUACAAAGACGUCCGAAAAUUGGCCAAGAGCCUUCUGAAACAACCAGAAAGCAGGAAUGAUCUGAAGCUAUGGCAAGCUUUUGCUGAGAUAGAGUGGUUGUCUGGCAACAGAGAAGAAGCACGCAGAUUGUUUGACUCCACUCUUAUGAUGGCUGGUGAAAUGUUUCCUGAGGAACAGAGCAGGAGGGCGGCUUUGGUACCUCUUGUCAGGUCAUAUGUUGAGCUUGAAGUUGGCAUCACAUUAAAUUCAAAAGAAGACCAGUCAAGUGAAGGAAGCAAGAAAGCAUUACAGAUCUUGACCUCAUUUGCAGACGGAGCAAGGAUUCAACCAUCUGCAUCUGACAUGUCAACUUCAGAUCUGUCUUCUGUUCAACUACUGAAGGCUCAUAGAAUCUACCAGAAGUUGCACCGAAACAUUGUAGAAACAAUUGAACCCCGAGACAGCAAGGAGUUACUAGCUGAGUGCAGUAUAGCCACAGGAAGUGUUGCCGUGCAUUUAGAAGCUUGCAUUGCAUUGUUUGAGUAUUUGAGCAGUAGCAUCCAAAGUUUGUUAUCCAUGUGCAAUGAAUUCAUUUCAAUGAUAUCACCUGGUGUAUCAAGCCCAACUAGUCUCAGAGAGAUGGACAUUGAACUCAUUUUGACUUUUUACGUGAAAUUAUUUCGAUUUCACAGCAAAAUGGGCCAAACUCUUCCACUGAAAGACAUCAGACACAUUGCACUCUCUGCACUGGAAAGGUUUCCAGAUAAUCCAAAGUUCUUUUCCUUUUACAUUGAGAGAGAAUCAAAGUCUAUUCUCACUGGUGAAUUAAGAAGGACGCUUGACAGAGCCACCUUAAGGGCUAAGACACCUGUGCCAUGGAUCUUUGCCCUGUAUCAUGAGCAGUUGCGUACAGAGUCCAUGGUCUCUGUCAUGGAAUGUACUGAUUUACCCUCUCUAGCAGCAGAGAAAGGUGCUGCUGCUGUAACUUCCCUUCCAGUUACGGGUGUGGUUCAUCGCCAGUAUGCACUGUUUGAAAGAGCAGUGAGCAGUCCCUCUGGCAGACACUGUGUGGCUUUGUGGAGAAUGUACAUGGAAUUUGAGGCAAAACAUCAAAAAGAGAAAGUGCAGUCAGUGUUUUAUCAAGCAAUACAAAACUGUCCAUGGGCUAAGACUUUGUACAUGGAUGCUGCACAGCAUCUGCCAGAUGAUUUGCAAGAUAUAGUUGAUUUAAUGGUUGAGAAGGAAAUCAGAGUGCGUGCUCCACCUGAAGAGAUUGAGCUCCUCAUGCAAGAGUAACAUGGAAUGGUUGAGUUAUGAUAUCUAUGCAUUAUUCAGCAAACAGAUGAGAAUACUCACACUUAUCAGGCAGAAGUUCUCUUGAUCCAAUACCAAAUUCUGGUA
Messenger RNA from Stylophora pistillata, 3648 nucleotides. RefSeq names its product nuclear exosome regulator NRDE2. Gene Ontology annotation, biological process: regulatory ncRNA-mediated heterochromatin formation; RNA processing; negative regulation of RNA catabolic process. The record is from RefSeq and is a predicted model, not a curated record. Gene Ontology annotation, molecular function: protein binding. NCBI's taxonomy places the organism in Eukaryota, Metazoa, Cnidaria, Anthozoa, Scleractinia, Pocilloporidae. Gene Ontology annotation, cellular component: catalytic step 2 spliceosome.